AUGGCAUCAUCAGCUUACCAAGUCGUUGCAAAGUCAAGGCCCACGACUUCGUCGGACAGAAAUACACAUCGUACUCUGAGCGCUUCAAGUGCGAAGGUCAUCCAAGCCGCCUGGUCUGGCUCUGGAAAUGCCGGUUGGUCCAGUGUCAAUAAGGACGCAGCAAUCGACAGUUACUAUAUCCCAACCAUCUGCACCAGCAAUGGUACAUGCACCGCCGGCGAUAGUGCUUUGUUCGGUAAUUGGUUCAAAUAUGCCAAUGCCAAAGAUCCUAGCUUCCCACUUCAGAACAUGACUGAUUCUGUGUUCUUUGGUAUGAUGCAUGCUUCAAUGCGCCAGUAUGCAGGAAUGGUUGGAAUCAACAACCCCGAUCUGUCCAAGAUGAUUACGUACAUGGAUUUGCCGACUAGGUAG
Messenger RNA from Penicillium samsonianum, 411 nucleotides. RefSeq lists its product as uncharacterized. The coding region runs from base 1 to 411 and encodes 136 amino acids. The transcript has 2 exons. Lineage: Eukaryota; Fungi; Ascomycota; Eurotiomycetes; Eurotiales; Aspergillaceae. The record is from RefSeq and is a predicted model, not a curated record.